CGUUCCCACCGCCGUACGGCGAGAUGGCGACGCCCGCGCUUCCGCUGCGCCGCGCUUGGCUACCGCGGCUUCCCGUCGCCGUGUCGCGCAGUAGUCCGUCGGAGCGACACCGCGGUCAGUCGGCGACCGGACAGGGAAGAUGGACGCAGCCACCUUGACAUAUGAUACUCUCCGGUUUGCUGAAUUCGAAGAUUUCCCUGAGACCUCAGAGCCUGUUUGGAUUCUGGGCAGAAAAUACAGCAUUUUCACAGAGAAGGACGAAAUCUUGUCUGAUGUGGCAUCCAGACUCUGGUUUACAUACAGGAGAAACUUUCCAGCCAUUGGGGGAACUGGCCCGACCUCAGACACAGGCUGGGGCUGCAUGCUUCGCUGUGGUCAGAUGAUCUUUGCCCAGGCCCUGGUAUGCAGGCACCUAGGUCGAGAUUGGAGGUGGACUCAGCGGAAGAGGCAACCUGACAGUUACUUCAACGUCCUCAAUGCUUUCCUCGACAGGAAGGACAGCUACUACUCCAUCCACCAGAUAGCGCAAAUGGGAGUUGGCGAAGGCAAGUCUAUAGGCCAGUGGUACGGGCCGAACACUGUUGCCCAGGUCCUCAAGAAGCUUGCUGUAUUCGACACGUGGAGUUCCUUGGCUGUUCACAUAGCAAUGGACAACACUGUGGUGAUGGAGGAGAUCAGAAGGUUGUGCAGGGCCAGCCUUCCCUGUGCAGGGGCUGCUGCAUUUCCUACAGAUUCAGAGCGGCACUGUAACGGGUUCCCUGCUGGAGCCGAUGUCACCAACAGGCCAUCAACCUGGAGACCCCUAGUGCUCCUCAUCCCUCUCCGCCUGGGACUUACAGACAUCAAUGAGGCCUAUGUGGAGACGUUGAAGCACUGUUUCAUGAUGCCCCAGUCCUUGGGUGUCAUUGGAGGGAAGCCCAACAGUGCCCACUACUUUAUUGGCUAUGUUGGUGAGGAGCUCAUCUAUCUGGACCCCCAUACUACACAGCCUGCAGUGGAGCUGACUGACAGCUGCUUUAUCCCCGAUGAGAGCUUCCACUGCCAACACCCUCCCUGCCGGAUGGGCAUUGGAGAGCUUGACCCAUCCAUUGCUGUGGGAUUUUUCUGUGAGACUGAGGAAGACUUUAACAAUUGGUGUCAGCAAGUCAAAAAGCUGUCCCUGCUUGGCGGUGCCCUGCCCAUGUUUGAGCUGGUAGAACAGCAGCCUUCCCAUCUGGCCUGUCAGGAUGUCCUAAACCUGUCCCUAGAUUCUUCUGAUGUAGAGAGACUGGAGAGGUUCUUUGACUCUGAAGAUGAAGACUUUGAAAUCUUAACCCUCUGAAACUCCUGUGGUUGGGGAUGGCCUCUGUGGCCUUCACUGGGGUGCUUUGAGAACCCAGACCUGCCUUGGGCACUCAGUGUCACCGCAUUCCAUCCACCCAGCCCACCCCUGCCGAGUGCUGUGCGCCUGUGCCACCUCUGUCCAGAGGGCCUGCUCUGCUCAUGGACCAAGGACUGCGGUGCUUGGAGGCCUUACUGCUUGGAGUCAGACUGCCUAACCCCAAACACACCGAGGGCCUAGUCAGGAAGAGCAGGAGGUCAGGAGCUUCCAGAGCUCUCCACUUGACACUGCCAGCCCUGGUCCUGCUUUCUCCUGGGCACCCGGGUCUGUGGUUUAUUCGGCAUUAAAGCCCUGUUUGAAGUUGUUUAACAAAGACAUGAAUUUCUGGGGCACUUCCCAGGGCAGCCAUAGAAGGCCUACAGGUUGACACAUACAGAGUAACAGCCACAGCAUGGCCUCAUACUGCUGGGCAGGGUGAGCUUUGGGCUGUCUCCGCUGUCCAGUGUGAUUAUCAAGGGCUACCUCAGUGGGAGAGCAUAUGCAAAGAACUACAGCAAGGCUGCUACUUGCUUUGAAUAUUCCAGUGGGGCAUGUGGAAAACCCAAAGACGUGAGUGUGCGUGGCCAGUGUGGACACCUGAGCCAUGGGGUAAGCCUUCAAGCUCCCAGGGCAUCUGGAGCUGUGGUCCUGGGGAUCUUCCCCAUUAGGACCUCCCUAGGGAAGAGAUUUGUUUCCUGUAAGGGGCUGAUGCAUUGAAAGUCACAUGGCCUGCUUCUGUCCGCUUGCCACCCUGCUUCCCUCUGGGGGAGGGGGGAAAGGGACGCAGAGCUGCUCUUUGCUUGUGACACUACCCGCUGGUGGUGGGUGCACACUACUUGAGCCUUCUUCCACGUUCUUGCCCUUCUCAGAAACCCUCCGGGGUGGAUUUUAGAUGGUUCGGGGCCAAAAAGGCUAACGAGCUAUGGCUUUUAGUGCUUAGUAGACGUUUAAACAGCAGGCAGCUCCAGGCACCGGCAGGCGAAGUCCCUCCUCGGCACUCAUUUCCAUCCCUGCCACUCCUAACCCUGGCUCUCUGCGCCUUCAAGCUUUGAUGCUCUUGCUCUGCUGUCUUAGAGAGGCCUUCCGUCCCCUAGGAGAUAGGAACAGCAUGGCAGUGUGGGAUGGCCCUUUCUGGGGCUUUGACUAAAAGCCCUUCCCCAGGAGCCUGCCUGUUAAUGGGUGAGGCUGGAGCUGCUCCCUGGUGGCCUAUGCCAGAUAAGGCAACUCUUAAGGGGCCCACAAAGUAACAAGGGUUACCCCUGCUCACCAAGUGUUAACAUAAUUUAUUUCCUCUUCCUCUCCCCUAUAUCUUGUUCCUUACCUUCAGGUGGGUUGGGACUGGGGGGGAUGGGGGAAGGCCAGGACAGUUUCCAUUCCCCUGACGCUCCACUCCGUCAGUAACCAUUGUGUUGCUGUGACCCAGGGUCUUACUGAUGGUACCAAGGGUGGGUGUGUGGAAACUACAACCUGAGGGAACUCUCAGGGCUUGAGAAAGGCUUCCUGAGGUUGUUCAUUCUUAGUAGUAUAGUUUGCAAUUCUUAAUGGUAAAUAAUAAGUUUCAGUAGAAAACAAAA
Phodopus roborovskii (desert hamster) is the source of this 2934-nucleotide messenger RNA. It is a transcript of the gene Atg4b, whose product is annotated as autophagy related 4B cysteine peptidase. NCBI's taxonomy places the organism in Eukaryota, Metazoa, Chordata, Mammalia, Rodentia, Cricetidae. The coding region runs from base 140 to 1321 and encodes 393 amino acids. The record is from RefSeq and is a predicted model, not a curated record. The transcript has 13 exons. Gene Ontology annotation, molecular function: protein-phosphatidylethanolamide deconjugating activity.